This is a messenger RNA of Amphimedon queenslandica, 1224 nucleotides long. RefSeq lists its product as uncharacterized. The record is from RefSeq and is a predicted model, not a curated record. Gene Ontology annotation, molecular function: RNA binding. The coding region runs from base 1 to 1224 and encodes 407 amino acids. NCBI's taxonomy places the organism in Eukaryota, Metazoa, Porifera, Demospongiae, Haplosclerida, Niphatidae. The transcript has 2 exons.
AUGUCGUCCUCUGAAGAAGACUACACGAGUGACAGUGAAUCCAUUUCCAGUAGCACCUUCAGUUCCUCCUCAAGCAGUGAUCCCAAUUCUAGUAUCUAUGUGGGCCAACUGCCUCCUUUUAUUAACGAGACCCAUCUCCGCCAACACUUUAUUGGCUGUCAUAUCAUCAAUUGCUUUGUCAUAAGAGAUAAAGCGACAAAAAUAUCGAAAGGUUUCGGUUUCAUUAGAUUGGAAUCAGAAGAGGCUGUGGAUAGAGCAGUCACUAUGUACAAUAAAUCGCUAAUUGCCGGGAAGCACUCAAUUGUAGUACGAAAGAAACAGGAAAAGAAGAAAGAUGGGGGUAAAGGGAAGAGAAGAAGAGGUAGGACGAAAGGUUCAACUUCGUCGAGUAGAAAAGGAUCAUCUUCAUCAGAUAGGAAAGGAUCUGCUUCUUCUCUCGCUGGUGAUAAUGUCGUUAAAGUUUGGGUUGGUAAUAUUCCUCCUGACAUCACAGAAGACCAUCUCAUGUUGAUCUUCUCUCGUUUCAAAGAGAAGAUGGUUCGACCCAUAGAUCCCAUUAGGGUAGGAGAGAAGAGCUCACGAUACUCCUUCCUGAGUUUUGGAUCACUUGAAGACUCAAACGCUAUCAUAUCUGAGAUGAACGGGGUCGUACUUAGAGAUCACAAACUUGUCCUUCGACCAAGUAAGCCUGACCCCAAGGGAAAGAAAGCCAGUGCUAAGCUUCGUCAGGUCUCAGAUACAUGUACUCCCUCUGUUUUGCCUCCCGAGCAAAGCAGUUCUACAGUUGUUCAUUUAACUAAUCUCUCGCCAGAGAUCAGCUCAACAGAUUUGAGUGAAUUGGUAUCUGUCGAUUCUUCUAAUAUCUUCAUCAAUUCACGUGCAAACACCGCCUCAAUUGUAUUCCCAUCUCAACAAGCAGCCAGUGAUGCUGUACAGAAACUGAAUGGACAAAUGUUCCUUGGAAGCACCAUUAGAGCAUUCAUUUCUACUACUGGCCCACCUCCACUUAGGACCAGUAUUAGUACAAGCAGUACAAGUGAUGCUACUCCUAGUAGUGAGUUAGAUAGUAGUACUUCAAUAAAAGUAAGCAAUCUUCCACUUGGCACAAAGAAAGAAGAUGUGAGGAGUUACUUCAGCUCAUUUGGUCCAAUUGUGAAGUGUGAUAUCGUUAGACAGAGAAUGCUGUUUCGUUUAAUGGCUAUUCGUUUUUGGGACGACCUAUGA